CAAGUUUAUCUCAUCCUGUUCCUAACAGUCUACUUUCAAGUCCAACACAGAAUCAAAGCAACCACAACAACGUUAAUUAAGAUGCAAUUGAGACUAGCAGAAGCAACAAGAAGAACAUCUUGGGCCUUAUUUUCAACCACUCGUUUUCCUCUCAUCAAACGAGGAUUUUGCUCUGGCACUCGCAGCCGAACCGCAGACACAGAAAUUCACACGGGAGAACAAGAAGCUGGUCCCGCGGUCCACAGAGGACAACCCCAAGGUAUAACUACAAAGGAUGAAGCCAAGGAAGCCAAAAUUGCUGAAACAGAACGCAAUGCCAAUAAGGCGCACGAGAAGUUGAAGUCUUUAAAAUCUCCAUGUGAACCUUCACAGAAACUAGAGAGCGCGGGGGUGAAUCAGCGAUUGGAGCCAAGCAUUCAGCAAAAGCGGGAGCAUGGAACGGUGGGUUUAGAAGAAGUGAGUUGCGCUGGUCUUGAUGGGACUCCGUGGCCGGAGGAGAAAGGGAGAGAGGAGAAUAAAGAGUACUAUAAGCACCACAAAGCGUCGCCCUUGUCAGAGAUAGAGUUUGUGGAUUCGCGGAAGCCAAUUUCUCGAGCCUCCGACAAGACUGUAGAUUCUGGAAGAGGUGGGGAUGUCAUUGGGUGGCUGCCGGAGCAGCUUGAGUCAGCGGAGGAGACACUGCUGAGGGCCGCUGAGAUGUGGCGCCAGAAUGCCAUGCGUGGUGACCCUGAUGCACCUCAUUCUAGGGUUCUCAGAGCUCUUCGUGGAGAAGACUUUUGAGAAUUAUUGACUACAAUUCUGAUUUUAGUCAAUAGUCAAUAAUAUAAUAAGAACUGUAUAUCUUAAAAAUAAUAAGAAAGUGUUGAAUAAUUCACACAACUCCA
Cajanus cajan (pigeon pea) is the source of this 884-nucleotide messenger RNA. Its product is annotated as GATA transcription factor-like protein. The record is from RefSeq and is a predicted model, not a curated record. Lineage: Eukaryota; Viridiplantae; Streptophyta; Magnoliopsida; Fabales; Fabaceae.